Cuscuta epithymum is the source of this 2036-nucleotide messenger RNA. NCBI's taxonomy places the organism in Eukaryota, Viridiplantae, Streptophyta, Magnoliopsida, Solanales, Convolvulaceae. The record is from the annotation of a GenBank genome assembly.
AAGAGAGAGUUUACGAAAAGGGAAAAUGACAAAAACUUUGCAAGAAAAAAAAGUUGAAAAUAGUACGUAGGAAAAGGCUCCACAGCUUCACUAGUCCAGCAAGCAGCCAUCGAUCGGAUAUCGGGGCAAUUCACUUCUACAAUUCUCCCAAAGUCAAUUCAAUUGUCGACGACCGUAAACCGCUUCUCACCUGCAAUCGACGCCUUCUCCGGGUACCAACCAACGCGGCGACGGCGACCGGAAAGCGCGGAACUGCCGCCCGCAGACCGCCUCCUGUUGUUCGCCACCUGGCCUGAUAGGCUGAUUCUAGUUCUCCUAUUACUCUUUAGUUACUUUACUACGAAGUGUUUUGUCUCAUUCCAUGCUGCUUCUGCCUGUCUAAAAGGACUGCCGAAGGAAUACCGGAAGUUUCGAAUGAAAAUGAUCUAAAGUUUGACUACUGUGGUCUAAAAUGCUAAAGACGGCUCUGAAUAGAAGUUUCGGAAAGGAGGAAGAAAAUGAGAAGCUUUGAGCUAAUUGAGAAGAAAGAUGGAUUCAGAGGAGGCUCUACAGUUGGUGAAACAUGGCGCUACUCUACUUUUCCUCGACGUUCCUCAGUUCACACUCAUAGGCAUCGACACCCAAAUGUAUUCUUCGGGGCCUAAUUUCAAGGGAAUCAAAAUGAUUCCUCCUGGAGUUCAUUUUGUCUAUUAUAGCUCAUCCAACAGGGAAGGCAACACAUUUUCACCCAUCAUUGGCUUCUUCAUAGUUGUGAAUCCUUCAGAGGUAAUUGUUCGGAAAUGGGAUAAACAAGAGGAGAGAUUUGUCAAGUUUUCUGAAGAAGAUGAAGAGAGGUAUACUGAAGCUGUGAGGAGAUUAGAGUUUGACAGGCAACUUGGCCCUUACAUGCUGAACCAAUACGAAGAUUGGAGACAUAUAUCUAACUAUAUUACAAAGGCUGUCAUUGAACGGAUAGAACCUAUUGGAGGAGAAAUUACAGUAUCAUCUGAACCAGAAAGCAUAAGCAAUAUUCCAAGGACACCCAUGGAAAAAGCUUUAGCUGAGCAGCUGAGAAGUAGUACAUACACAGUGCCUGCUGAGAAGUCUGAACAAAAAGGGUGUUACUUCACAUCAAUUCCUCGUCUUAUAAAACACAAAGGGUUGUCCGGGCAUGAACUUACAAGCAUGAACCUUGACAAGACGCAUGUGUUGGAGACCAUUCUAGCAAAGGAGUAUGGUGGAAAUGAAGAUUCACUUUUGGGAGAAUUGCAGUUUUCCUUUGUAGCAUUUCUGAUGGGACAGUCACUUGAAGCAUAUUUACAGUGGAAACUUAUCACCAGCCUUUUUCUUGGAUGUGUUGAAGCUCCUCUUCACACAAGUAGUCGUCUAUUCACCAAGUUUGUCCGAGUAAUAUACCAUCAGUUGAAAUUUGGGCUUCAAAAAGACAGUAAAAAUGCUGAUGUUUCUGAGGAAGGGGCCAUGGCAUUGUUGGAAGAGUCUUGGUUAUCUGAUGACAGCUUCUUACACAUCCUUUGCAAGGAGUUCUUCUCAUUGCUUCUUGAGGCCCCUGUGAUCGAUGGUGACCUCCUGUCAUGGACUAGGAAGCUGAAAGAUCUGCUCAUGAACUCUAUUGGUUGGGACUUUGAACAAAACAGUGCAGCUACUGAAUUAAAUUUUGAAGAUGACGAGUAUGCUCCAGUGGUGGAGGUAAUAGAUGAUGGUGGUGAUGAUGAUGUUGAUCACAAUGGAACACCAGCGGGAGGCAUGGACACAUCCUGAAUCUAGGUCCUAGUAAGAAUGGCAGCCACUCAAUUAUACCAAUUUGUGUUUUUGAAAACGUUGCUGAAGAAUUCAAAAUUGAAUUAUUUAUUUACCCUACUUUGUAUUUUGUCUUUAUAUUCUUUCCAUAGACUAGAUUCAUUGUAUGUGAAUUAUUAUUUACUGCUCCUACUUAAUAGCCGUUGGAAUGUAACUAUAUAUACACAUGCAUACUACUCACGUAUAGGUGUGAGAGUCUGCACUUUGUCAUCUUUAUAUUUCUCUCUCCUUGGUCAAUA